CAAGUAUUACUUUAUGCCUUGUGCUCUGAAACCAGCAGAUGUAGAAAGAGAGGAGAGAGAUGGGUCAGUUAGUCCAGCUCCUUUAUUGAUAUGUUUUGAGUGUGGGUAUACUCCUGUUGGUGUAUUCUGUUGUCUAGUAGUGUAUCUUCUUGAUCAGAAGACAGACCGAGCAUUGGAAUGGAAGUUAACUGGCAAUGAUCAAUAUCGUAACAGGAUUACCUUUCAAGUUGGGCAAUACUAUGAUACUGUUACCUUAAUCAGUCGUGCUACUUACCUUGAAGUUUGGGUUCAGCAAAUGAAAGGCUCAGAGCUAUCAACAAGUGAUUUAUUAUCAUCAUUGCACAAAGGACUAGUCACAGUAACACAAUCACUCCAUUACACUUAUAAGUCAAAGCAUAUGUUUGGAAUAUCAUGUACAUGCACUGCAGUGCCUCAUCCUGCUGUGAUUGGCCUUAAUAAAAAAGCAACUAUGUGUUUGAAUGGCAGAAUAGUGGAGUUUAAUGAGAAGCAAUUAUACUGGUCCAGUAAGGUUGUUCAGCUGAAUAACGCAACACAAAAUGCAAGCAGUGAAAUACCAUCUCAAGCUGAAUCUCACAUUCCUAAAAGUUCUUUAUCCCAUGGCACAGCUCCAGUAGAUAUAGAAGUUUGUCCUAGAGACUUGUUUCUUCAUCACUCAGCUGAUAUUACCCAGUGCAUCUCAUUUGAUGUAACGGAUGACGAUACACAAUCUUCAAGCAAUACUAGUAAUGUAUUGGGACUUAAAAGACACAGUGAAGAUGAAGCCUCUGAAUCUGCUUUAACAAAUAUAAAACAAAGACUUUUGUCUGAUGAUGUUGAUGAUCCUCCCUCUCCUCUUAAUAAAGGAUAUGGUAAAAAAUCAACUGAAAAUAAACCACACAGAAUAAAAACUGGACAGCCCUCUGAUGAGCUUGGAAAAAGGAAACAAAAUGAAGAUCAUGAUGGUUCAUCAAGAAGUAAAAGGUUUAAAGUGUCUGGUAAUAAUGACACUACUGCAGAAACAACUAUUAAAUGGGAAAGCUCAUUGUCUCAUAAUGCAGAUCUCCUGUUGGAAAUAAAGCCUCAAAAGAGUGAUCUUCUCAGGCUAUUUCAAUCUUCUGAUGCUCAUUAUAUGAUUAUUGGGACUGCAUUAAAUGUUAAAGUGGAUGACCUAUUACCCAAUCCACAGUCAACUACUAGUAAUCUCAUUCAAGUAUUCCAGAGAUGGAUAGACUCCGAUGACGAUGUGACCUGGAGAAAUAUUCUGCAAGUUUGUGGAGAUUAUCCUGAUAAAUUUGGAAAAGCAAAAUCUGAUGUGCAACAAUUUCUUUCAUCAGAUAGAGCUCGUAUAAAAUAUCUUAAAUAAGCUUUUAUAAAAGACCCAGUACAAGGUUCAUACACUAUCAGUUAUGAUCCUCCUUCCUGUAGAGACUGAUCAACAAAUAAACCUGGUUCUAAGAAAUUAUGUAACUACAUACAUUUAAAUUAGCUUUACUUUCAUAAGUUUCAUUUAUAGGCAGUAAAAGAUAAUUUUUACAAAAGAUUUUUUAUCGUGCUUGAUCACUUAUUUCUUUACACACUAUCACUUAACAUUACACUUCUGUCACUUAACAUUUUUUGUUUAUAAAUCAUAAAACCAUACAAUUUUAACAUUAAAAAUAUUAACUAGAAAUUAUUACAAUCAUAAUUGUCAUUUCACAAAUCAUUUCUUCAAGGAGGAACAAUCUAAAACAAAAAGAAGAUAAAUACAUUAUGUCCUCUUGACCAUCUCACCCUCUCUCUCUCUUCUCA
Molecule: messenger RNA, 1788 nt
Organism: Amphimedon queenslandica
Lineage: Eukaryota; Metazoa; Porifera; Demospongiae; Haplosclerida; Niphatidae
Exons: 7
Coding region: 14-1363 (449 amino acids)
Source: RefSeq, a predicted model, not a curated record